AUGAUAAAAAGUAAAAUCACCUUAAACUUAUAGGAUCGAGAUUUGAUUUUUAAAGUACUGUAGAGAGAGACUUAGCUAAGGGAGAUCCAUAUUUUUAAAAAUUAAUUAAUCCAAAUGAACCUGAUAUUACCUUACCAUCAUUUAUUCUUCCUAAUCAUUCUAAUGCUUUAAAUCUUUCAGUUUAAUUAUCUAGAAAAAUUAAUACUGAAAGUUAUUCACCUAAACAUUAAUCAAAAAUAUCAGAUGAGUCUUAUAUGACAAAAUUAAUAUUACCUUAAUUAGACAAUAAAAUACCCUCAAUAUAAGAUAUCUAAAUUAAUACAGUUAAAUCUAAUUAGUUUUAAUAAAUAAGUGAUGAAAAUCUUGGAUUUUAUCAUAACUUUCUUCAAGAUUAAUCAACUGAAUAAUAUCUUGAAAAAUAAUAAAUCUUACGUUAAAGUACCUAUUAAUAGAAUUAAUUUUUCCUCAAUCAAUCACCAAGAAAGCGAAAUUUUUCUUUUUAAAUCAAUUAAAAUCUAAAAAGUUAUUUAGAUGUUACAAAUGAAAAAGAUGACUCAUAUGAAGCUGAUUAAAAUAUAUCAAAUAUACUCAAAAACAAUAUUUCACAAUCUAAAGAAGUUUAAUAAGAUGAAGAUAAACUUACCAAAAAUUCUAACUUAUUAAUAAACGAAACCAUUUAGAAAAUUAAAAGCUAAGAAUAAAUUAACUUCAAAGUUAAAAAAAUUAAAGUAGGGUUUUUAUUAGUUAGGGCAGUAAUUAAGAUGAUCAUAUUAAUUAGGUAUAUAAAUUUAAUUAUAAUAUUUUAGACCAUUAAAAUAAUAAUGGCUUCAAAAAUAAAGAUUAUAUAAUUAGUUAUUUAAACUAUUUAAAUUUAAGGAUAAAUUAAUUCAAAAUAAAAUAAAAUAAUGGACUCAAAUUUCCUUAACUAAAGUAUUUUCUGUUUUAAGAUAUUAAACUUUAAAAUAAUGGAAUUUUAUUGUAUAAUUUAUUUAAUAUUAAAUUAGGAAGAUAAUAUUGAAGAUUUUCAAAAAGAUUUAGCAGUAACAAAUUUCUUAAAUUUAUGUUCUCAUCUAAUCUCUAAUCUUGAAAUAACAACACAACCCAACACUUUCUUACCAGAACUUGGAUAUUAAUUAUAUUUAGAAUAAUUUGUUGAAUAUAGAUAAACCUAUAACUUAUUUGUUUCUAAAAGAACUAACUAUCUAUCAAAUAAAUACUCUAAUAUAACUCCAAAAGAAAAGGCCAUGAUUGCAACAGAGUGUGUGAUUAUGAAUAAUUUUAUACCAAAUUUGGUCUUACUAACUGAAAAUAAGAAAUUUUUCAAUUCAGAUGAUCAAAAUAUUUAAUUUUUAAUUCGUGGAUUUAUAACUAUACUUUAACAAUUAUUUAUUAUAACUUUUAAAGAAAUUCCUGAAAUUUAAAGAUUAAAUUCUUAAUUUUAAUAUUAGUAGAUGUAAAUUGGUAGAAAUAAAUAUGGCAUGAUUUUAGUUCCAAUUAAAACUGAUAUGGAAGAGUUUUAUAAAGGAACUUUUAAAAUUGAUUAGUUAAGAUUGAUAUUUGAAAGGAGAUGUUGGUUUGCAAAUUUAGUAAAAAAAUUUAAAAAAGUAGUUCAAAACAUUUAUCAGCAUAAAAUUUAAGAAUUAUGA
Messenger RNA from Paramecium sonneborni, 1646 nucleotides. The record is from the annotation of a GenBank genome assembly. NCBI's taxonomy places the organism in Eukaryota, Ciliophora, Oligohymenophorea, Peniculida, Parameciidae.